Messenger RNA from Thalassophryne amazonica, 3311 nucleotides. RefSeq names its product V-type proton ATPase 116 kDa subunit a-like. The transcript is spliced from 21 exons. Gene Ontology annotation, molecular function: proton-transporting ATPase activity, rotational mechanism; ATPase binding. The coding region runs from base 156 to 2642 and encodes 828 amino acids. NCBI's taxonomy places the organism in Eukaryota, Metazoa, Chordata, Actinopteri, Batrachoidiformes, Batrachoididae. Gene Ontology annotation, cellular component: vacuolar proton-transporting V-type ATPase, V0 domain; plasma membrane; vacuolar proton-transporting V-type ATPase complex. Gene Ontology annotation, biological process: proton transmembrane transport; vacuolar acidification. The record is from RefSeq and is a predicted model, not a curated record.
GUGACAACACGGAAGUGUCCGAGUCACACGGGACCUGGACCCACAGACACAAAGCUGUACUUUUUCAUGCUCUUGCUUUUUUGUCCAUCGAUUGGAGCGACUCAGACUGACAGAAAACAGGUUUACAGAGGAGCUUAGUUUUAGUUCAGACAGCCAUGGGCUCCUUGUUUCGCAGUGAGGAGGUCUGUCUGGUGCAGCUCUUCCUUCAGUCCGGCUCGGCCUACAGUUGUGUCAGUGAGCUUGGGGAGCUGGGCCUGGUUGAGUUCAGAGAUUUAAAUCCCAACGUGAACGCCUUUCAGAGGAAGUUUGUCAGCGAGGUCAGACGAUGUGAGGAACUCGAGAAGACUUUUACCUUCCUGGAGAACGAGAUCAUUCGCUCCCGGUCGCCGCCUUUCAGGGGUCCACUUCCUCCUCCAUGUCCCUCACCUUUGGCCCCUCAGCCCCGUGAACUUAUCACGAUAGAGGAGGAGAGCGAGAGGCUGACCAGAGAGCUCAGAGAGGUGUCCAGGAACAGAGACAGACUCCGGAAUCAACUGAACCAGCUCUGUCAGUACAGAGCAGUUUUGACCAAAACGCAUGCUCUCACCACCUCACAGGCACAGCCACCUGCACUCGAGGGCCAUGGCCUCUUUGAUAAUCGGCAAGAUAUGCGCCUCAGUUUCAUUGCUGGAGUGGUUCAUCCCUGGAAGGUGCCUUCGUUUGAACGGCUGCUGUGGCGAGCGUGUCGUGGCUACAUCAUUGUAGAGUUCCGAGAGAUGGACGAACUGCUGGAGCACCCGGACACGGGAGAAAUGGUCCAAUGGACCGUUUUCCUCAUUUCAUUUUGGGGAGAACAGAUUGGACAGAAAGUGAAGAAGAUAUGCGAUUGCUUUCACUCACAGACGUUUCCGUACCCAGAGAACACGGCAGAGAGGGAGAAGAUCCUCCAGGAACUUCAUAGCCAAAUUGAAGACAUCACCUCGGUGUUAUCACAGACCGAAACCUUCCUGCAGCAGCUGCUGAUGCAAGCGAUGGCCGUGCUGCCACAGUGGAAAGUGUGCGUGCAGAAGUGCAAAGCUGUCCAGUUGGUGUUGAAUCUUUGCAGCCCCUCCGUCACUGAUAAAUGCCUGAUAGCCGAAGCCUGGUGUCCUGUCACCAAGCUGCCCGAACUGCAGAGCGCGUUGAGAGAAGGAGGAAGGAAGAGUGGUAGCGGGGUCGACUCCUUCUAUAACCGCCUGCCUCCUACUGAUCCUCCACCCACGCUGUUCCCCACCAACACUUUUACAUCCGGUUUCCAGAGCAUCGUGGAUGCCUACGGAGUUGCCAGCUACCGUGAAGUCAAUCCAGCUGUGUACACCAUAAUUACAUUCCCCUUUCUGUUUGCUGUGAUGUUUGGGGAUGUUGGUCACGGUUUGUUGAUGACUCUGGCUGCCCUCUGGAUGGUCCUUGAGGAGAAAGACCCCAAAAUGAAAAACAGCACCAAUGAGAUCUGGAGGAUGAUGUUUGGUGGGCGGUACCUGAUCUUGCUGAUGGGCCUGUUUUCCAUCUACACGGGGGCUGUUUACAACGAGUGUUUCAGCAGAGGCCUCAGUGCUUUCAACUCAGGAUGGCGCGUCGCCCCCAUGUUUGAGAAAAACUUAUGGAACUCGUCGGUCCUGCAGAGUAACCAGUUCUUGAUCAUGAACCCUGUUGUUUCGGGUGUUUUCACCAGCCCCUAUCCAUUUGGCAUCGACCCGAUAUGGGGCAUGUCCAUCAACAAGCUGACCUUUCUUAAUUCAUACAAGAUGAAGAUGUCCGUCAUCAUCGGUAUCAUUCACAUGACUUUUGGAGUUUGCUUGUCAUUCUUCAACUACUGGCACUUUGGUAAAAUAAGCAGCAUAUUCCUCAUAUUGAUCCCAGAGCUCAUCUUCAUGGUUUGUCUCUUUGGCUACCUGGUGUUUAUGGUGGUCUAUAAGUGGAUUGUCUACACCCCUGACCAGUUCAACAUCGCUCCCAGUAUACUGAUCCACUUCAUAGAUAUGUUUCUCUUCACAAGCAGUGAUGAAAAUCGGCCCCUCUAUAAGGGACAGAUGGUGGUGCAGAAGAUCUUGGUGGUUUUGGCUUUGCUUUGUGUCCCAGUCCUCCUCCUGGGGAAACCCAUCCAUGAAUACAUCAAACACAAGAGACGUCGAGUGUACUAUCAGGAGGAAGACAGACGCCCCCUGGUGACAGACGAUGGAUCUGUUAACACUCGUGAAGGGGAAGUGGAGAGAGGAACCAGAGAAGAUGAAUCCAAAGAGUUUGAUACUGCAGACGUGGUCAUGCAUCAGGCCAUCCACACCAUCGAAUACUGCUUGGGCUGCAUCUCCAACACUGCUUCUUACCUCCGACUGUGGGCCCUCAGUUUAGCACACGCACAGCUGUCGGAGGUGCUGUGGGUGAUGGUGAUGCGUCUUGCCCUAAAAUGGCAGGGCUACGUAGGUGCUGUGAUCCUUUUUGUCAUCUUUGCCUUCUUUGCCGCGUUGACUGUUGCCAUUCUGCUGAUUAUGGAGGGUCUGUCUGCUUUCCUGCAUGCCCUCCGUCUGCACUGGGUGGAGUUUCAAAAUAAGUUCUACAGUGGAUCAGGUUAUAAACUGAGUCCUUUCUCUUUCUCAGCUCUCACUGACGCUUCUGCUGCUAUAUGACUGCUGAAGUAAAAUGGUUUUGGUAACUUGGAUCGAUCUUACCCAGUACUUCAGAAUAGCCUUGUUUUUUCCAUGUCUUAUUAAUGUCACUCUUCUCUGUAUUCUUGUCAAAUACUUUGGUUUAAUUGCAUAAUAAUGAUGGUACAGACUUCUGAAUGGCAACAAUGUGCAGUUAACUAUGGUUGUAUUUUAUAAAAUGUACAGUGUUUUUCACACCUCCUGGACACCCUUGCUCCUCUUCCAAUUACUUAUGCAUUGUUUCUGUAGUCUUAACUCACAGCAAUAAUUAAUUCGAUAAUGAAAAGGGAAGAACAUCAAGUAGUAAACUUGUAAUAUUGUUUAAGGGAAUGUCAUUGUUCGGGUGGCAUGUAUUUUAAUGAGUCCUUUGGGACUUUAAAAUUAAACUAAGGAAUUAAUUGAAUGAUAUCAUAAACCAAAGAUAAUCUUUCAUUGUCAUGUCUCAGAACCUCAACAUACAAUGCAUAUGGUAGCAAGGUUUUUCCUGGUGCCUUGUUGGGACUGCUUGUUUAUUCAUUGUGUUUUAAUCUAAUCAUACAUGUCGCAUUACAGCAUUGAACAAAACCUGUUCUGGAUAUUUGUUCUUUUUCUGCUAGUUUGCACUGUCAAAAUGAUCAAAUUUGAUCUAUAAUUAAAGAUGAUUUUCUUAUU